This is a messenger RNA of Rhinocladiella mackenziei CBS 650.93, 1410 nucleotides long. RefSeq lists its product as uncharacterized. The coding region runs from base 1 to 1410 and encodes 469 amino acids. Gene Ontology annotation, molecular function: DNA-binding transcription activator activity, RNA polymerase II-specific; zinc ion binding. NCBI's taxonomy places the organism in Eukaryota, Fungi, Ascomycota, Eurotiomycetes, Chaetothyriales, Herpotrichiellaceae. The transcript has a single exon. The record is from RefSeq and is a predicted model, not a curated record. Gene Ontology annotation, biological process: regulation of transcription by RNA polymerase II.
AUGGUCGGCCCACCGACUGGAACAGUACAUCGUCGAACGCACACCAAAUCCCGGAAAGGCUGUUUGACAUGCAAGGCCAGACGAAUUAAAUGUGGCGAAGAAAGGCCCCAAUGCCAAAACUGCCUGUCUAAACAGAGAAUCUGUGAAUAUCCCAUUACGAAGGAGACCAAAAAGGACAGAGGCAAGAAGGCCUCUACAGUGAUCGAUCAUACGCCAACCUCUUCACCGGAGAGGUUGCCAGCAGAGAUAUCCCCUGUCUCGGCUUCCUUCACGUUACGGGAUCUUCGAUUGUUUCAUCAUUUUCUCUACUUUGCGUACCCGUCCCUCCCUCUCGGCAAUCAAUCAGUGUGGACACAAGACAUACCUCAACUGGUGCAUGAAUUCGACCCGCUCAUGCACGCCUUACUAGCUCUCAGUGCCUCUCACAUUAGCUCCCUGAAUGGUGUUGAGCAGGAUAAUUGUACCGCCUUGGUGCACAAGGGUCAUGCGAUAGCGGGUUUGAAAGAAGCAUUCACCAAGCGCGAGCAUUCUUCUCUCGAAUCCGACGUAAUGCUGGCGACAUGUUAUGCCCUUGCAUUUCAAUCCGCACUCGUUCCCACAGCGUCUCUUGACUUUGCCACAUUUGUUCGAGGCUGUGCGUUGGUCACCGAGCAUAUUCAGAAUGAGGGAAAGAAUACGAGAUUCAAAUUACCUGACGAUCCAAGUCGAUGUCCAACCCAGUUCACGGCAUCCCAGCAAUACGAAGCACUGUGCCUCCCACCUGGGCCAAUCCUCCAAGUCUUGAUGACAAAAGGAAUUCAAUCUCUUCGCUCGGCCCAACAAGUUGCAGCAACACAUGCCGCCGAACAGAACUUCUAUUUCGCAAUCCACUCGACAUUGAUGGGCCUGCAGUCCUCACCAAGCGCUGGAUACACUCAAUUCCUCAGCUUCUAUGCUCUUUGGUUCAAGCUCGCAGAAGACACACUCCAAUUCACCGCCCUGUCGACUCGCGAUUCAAGCCCGAUCCUAUGGGCCUUCUUCAUUGGUUUACAGCUCCUGGUCGUCAUGCUCGUCCAUGAUGCGGUACAAGAUUUCCGCGCCGGACAAAACCAUUGGCGUGACUUGCAGAAGCCAGUGGGCAAGUUGACGGGUAUGAUCGAAUGGCUGGAUGCGAUCGACAUGAAGAUUGCAGUCACACGUCGUCCUCACCUUGAGUGGCCCAAGAUUGUUGUUCGAGAGACCUCCUCGCGCUUCAAUCUUCCUGUUUCAUCGAAGGCGCGGGUUCUCUCGAAAGUCGAAAUACUCAAGGAUGUGUAUUUCCAGCCUCAAACCGUCAUGGGGAGUAUGCUUGAUCUGUCUGCGAGCUUGACCAAUUGGACGAACAGAUUACUCGACUCGAGUUAUGGUACCGUCCACAAUAUCUCUCUGUAA